Lemur catta (Ring-tailed lemur) is the source of this 7188-nucleotide messenger RNA. It is a transcript of the gene IQGAP1, whose product is annotated as IQ motif containing GTPase activating protein 1. Gene Ontology annotation, biological process: regulation of actin cytoskeleton organization; regulation of GTPase activity. Gene Ontology annotation, cellular component: cytoplasm; nucleus. The transcript is spliced from 38 exons. Bases 111 to 5084 code for a protein of 1657 amino acids. Gene Ontology annotation, molecular function: GTPase activator activity; calmodulin binding; actin filament binding. The record is from RefSeq and is a predicted model, not a curated record. Lineage: Eukaryota; Metazoa; Chordata; Mammalia; Primates; Lemuridae.
GGCGGGGCCUGGGCUCCGGCAGCCCGCGCACUUGGCAGGAGCUGCAGCUGCCGCCGCCCGCGCCUCCGAGGUCUCACCGCCUGCUCUGCAGAGACCCGGGCUCCGCCGCCAUGUCCGUCGCGGACGAGGUUGACGGGCUGGGCGUGGUCCGGCCGCACUAUGGCUCUGUCCUGGAUAACGAGAGACUUACUGCAGAGGAGAUGGAUGAAAGGAGACGCCAGAAUGUGGCUUAUGAGUACCUUUGCCAUUUGGAAGAAGCAAAGAGGUGGAUGGAAGCAUGCCUGGGGGAAGAUCUGCCUCCCACCACGGAACUGGAGGAGGGACUUAGGAAUGGGGUCUACCUCGCUAAACUAGGAAACUUCUUCUCUCCCAAAGUGGUGUCCCUGAAAAAAAUCUACGAUCGAGAGCAGACCAGAUACAAGGCAACUGGCCUCCACUUCAGACACACUGAUAACGUGAUUCAGUGGUUGAAUGCCAUGGAUGACAUUGGAUUGCCUAAGAUUUUUUACCCAGAAACUACAGAUAUCUAUGAUCGAAAGAACAUGCCAAGAUGUAUCUACUGUAUCCAUGCACUCAGUUUGUACCUGUUCAAACUAGGCCUAGCUCCUCAGAUUCAAGACCUGUAUGGAAAGGUUGACUUCACAGAAGAAGAAAUCAACAACAUGAAGAUUGAGCUGGAGAAAUACGGGAUCCAGAUGCCUGCCUUCAGCAAGAUUGGGGGCAUCCUGGCUAAUGAACUCUCUGUGGAUGAGGCUGCAUUACAUGCUGCUGUUAUUGCUAUCAAUGAAGCUAUUGACCGUAGAAUUCCAGCUGACACAUUUACAGCUCUGAAAAAUCCUAAUGCCAUGCUUGUAAAUCUUGAAGAGCCGUUGGCAUCCACGUACCAGGAUGUACUUUACCAGGCCAAGCAGGACAAAAUGGCAAAUGCUAAAAACAGGACAGAAAACGCUGAGAGGGAAAGGGACGUGUAUGAGGAGCUGCUCACUCAAGCUGAAAUCCAAGGCAAUGUAAACAAAGUCAAUACAAUUUCUGCGUUAGCCAAUAUCGACCUGGCUUUGGAGCAGGGAGCUGCACUGGCCUUGUUCAAGGCUCUGCAGUCACCAGCUCUGGGUCUUCGAGGACUGCAGCAACAGAACAGUGACUGGUACUUCAAGCAGCUCCUGAGUGAUAAACAGCAGAAGAGACAGAGCGGCCAGGCCGACCCCCUGCAGAAGGAGGAGCUGCAGUCUGGAGUGGACGCUGCAAACAGUGCUGCCCAGCAGUACCAGCGAAGAUUGGCCGCAGUGGCAGCGAUCAAUGCCGCAAUCCAGAAGGGUGUUGCCGAGAAGACUGUUCUGGAGCUGAUGAAUCCCGAAGCCCAGCUGCCCCAGGUGUACCCGUUUGCCGCUGAUCUCUACCAGAAGGAGCUGGCUACUCUGCAGCAGCAGAGUCCCCAGCAUAACCUCACCCAUCCAGAGCUCUCUGUCGCAGUGGAGAUGUUGUCAUCGGUGGCCCUAAUCAACAGGGCGCUGGAAUCAGGAGACGUGAAUACGGUGUGGAAGCAGCUGAGCAGUUCGGUCACAGGCCUUACCAAUAUCGAGGAAGAAAACUGUCAGAGAUAUCUUGAUGAGUUGAUGAAACUGAAAGCUCAGGCACAUGCGGAGAAUAAUGAGUUUAUUACGUGGAAUGACAUCCAAGCUUGUGUGGACCAUGUGAACCUGGUGGUACAAGAGGAACAUGAGAGGAUUUUAGCCAUUGGUUUAAUUAACGAAGCCCUGGAUGAAGGUGAUGCCCAAAAGACUCUACAGGCCCUGCAGAUUCCUGCAGCUAAACUUGAGGGAGUCCUGGCGGAAGUGGCCCAGCAUUACCAAGACACACUGAUUAGAGCAAAGAGAGAGAAAGCCCAGGAAACCCAGGACGAGUCAGCUGUGUUAUGGUUGGAUGAAAUUCAAGGUGGAGUCUGGCAGUCCAACAAAGACACUCAGGAAGCACAGAGGUUUGCCUUAGGAGUCUUUGCCAUUAACGAGGCAGUGGCAAGUGGUGAUGUUGGGAAGACACUGGGUGCUCUUCGUUCCCCUGAUGUCGGCUUAUAUGGAGUCAUCCCCGAGUGUGGUGACACUUACCAGAGUGACCUUGCUGAAGCCAGGAAGAAAAAACUGGCAGCAGGAGACAAUAAUAGCAAAUGGGUGAAGCACUGGGUGAAAGGUGGGUAUUAUUAUUACCACAACCUGGAGACCCAGGAAGGAGGAUGGGACGAACCCCCAAACUUUGUGCAAAAUUCUACGCAGCUUUCUCGGGAGGAGAUCCAGAGUUCCAUCUCGGGGGUGACGGCCGCGUAUAACCGAGAGCAGCUGUGGCUGGCCAACGAAGGCCUGAUCACCAAGCUGCAGGCUUGCUGCCGUGGGUACUUGGUUCGACAGGAAUUCCGAUCCAGGAUGAACUUCCUGAAGAAACAAAUCCCUGCCAUCACCUGCAUUCAGUCCCAGUGGCGAGGAUACAAGCAGAAGAAGGCGUAUCAAGACCGUUUGGCUUACCUGCGCUCACAUAAAGAUGAAGUUGUAAAGAUCCAGUCCCUGGCAAGGAUGCAUCAAGCUAGGAAGCGCUACAGAGAUCGCCUGCAGUAUUUCCGAGACCACAUAAAUGACAUUAUCAAAAUCCAGGCAUUUAUUCGGGCAAACAAAGCUCGUGAUGACUACAAGACUCUCAUCAAUGCUGAGGAUCCUCCUAUGAUUGUGGUCCGAAAAUUUGUCCACCUGCUGGACCAGAGCGAUCAGGAUUUUCAGGAGGAGAUUGAUCUUAUGAAAAUGCGCGAAGAGGUCAUCACCCUCAUUCGUUCCAACCAGCAGCUGGAGAAUGACCUCAAUCUCAUGGACAUCAAAAUCGGACUGCUAGUGAAAAAUAAAAUCACCUUGCAGGAUGUGGUUUCCCACAGUAAAAAACUUACUAAAAAAAAUAAGGAACAGUUAUCUGAUAUGAUGAUGAUAAACAAACAGAAGGGUGGUCUCAAGGCUUUGAGCAAGGAGAAAAGAGAGAAAUUGGAAGCUUAUCAGCAUCUGUUUUAUUUAUUGCAGACCAAUCCCACCUAUCUGGCCAAGCUGAUUUUUCAGAUGCCUCAGAACAAGUCUACCAAGUUCAUGGACUCUGUAAUCUUCACACUCUACAACUAUGCAUCCAACCAGCGAGAGGAGUACCUGCUCCUACGGCUCUUUAAGACAGCGCUCCAGGAGGAAAUCAAGUCAAAGGUAGAUCAGAUUCAAGAGAUCGUGACAGGAAAUCCUACUGUUAUUAAGAUGGUCGUAAGUUUCAACCGUGGCGCCCGGGGCCAGAACGCACUGCGACAGAUCUUGGCCCCAGUUGUGAAGGAGAUUAUGGACGACAAAUCUCUCAACAUUAAAACCGACCCUGUGGAUAUUUACAAGUCUUGGGUUAAUCAGAUGGAGUCUCAGACAGGAGAGGCAAGCAAACUGCCCUAUGAUGUGACCCCCGAGCAAGCUCUGGCCCACGAGGAAGUGAAGACACGGCUGGACAACUCCAUCAGAAACAUGCGGGCCGUGACGGACAAGUUCCUCUCCGCCAUCAUCAGCUCUGUGGACAAAAUCCCCUACGGGAUGCGCUUCAUCGCCAAAGUGCUGAAGGACUCGUUGCAUGAGAAGUUCCCUGAUGCUGGUGAGGAUGAGCUGCUGAAGAUCAUUGGCAACUUGCUUUACUAUCGAUACAUGAAUCCAGCCAUUGUUGCCCCUGAUGCAUUUGACAUCAUCGACCUGUCGGCAGGAGGCCAGCUGACCACGGACCAACGCCGGAACCUGGGCUCCAUCGCAAAGAUGCUGCAGCACGCUGCCUCCAAUAAGAUGUUUCUGGGAGAUAACGCUCACCUAAGCAUCAUUAAUGAGUAUCUUUCUCAGUCCUAUCAGAAGUUCAGGCGGUUUUUCCAAACUGCUUGUGAUGUCCCAGAGCUUCAGGAUAAAUUUAAUGUGGAUGAGUACUCCGACUUGGUAACCCUCACCAAACCAGUUAUCUACAUCUCCAUUGGUGAAAUCAUCAACACCCACACUCUCCUGUUAGAUCACCAGGACGCCAUCGCUCCAGAGCACAAUGAUCCGAUCCACGAGCUGCUGGACGACCUUGGCGAGGUGCCCACCAUCGAGUCCCUGAUAGGGGAAAGUUCUGGCAAUUUAAAUGACCCAAAUAAGGAGGCACUGGCUAAAACAGAAGUAUCUCUCACGCUGACCAACAAGUUUGAUGUGCCCGGAGAUGAGAAUGCAGAAAUGGAUGCUCGGACCAUCUUGCUGAACACAAAACGUUUAAUUGUGGAUGUCAUCCGGUUCCAGCCAGGAGAGACCUUGACUGAAAUCCUAGAAACACCAGCCACCAAUGAACAGGAGGCAGAACAUCAGAGGGCCAUGCAGAGACGGGCCAUGCGUGAUGCCAAAACUCCCGACAAGAUGAAAAAGCCAAAGUCUGGAAAGGAAGAUGGCAACCUCACUCUUCAGGAGAAGAAACAGAAGAUCCACACAGGUUUGAAGAAGCUAACAGAGCUUGGAACUGUGGACCCAAAGAACAAAUACCAGGAACUGAUCAACGACAUUGCCAGGGACAUUCGGAAUCAGAGGAGAUACCGACAGAGGAGAAAGGCUGAACUGGUGAAAUUACAACAAACAUACGCUGCUCUGAACUCUAAGGCCACCUUUUAUGGGGAGCAGGUGGAUUACUACAAAAGCUAUAUCAAAACCUGCUUGGAUAACUUAGCCAGCAAGGGCAAGGUCUCCAAAAAGCCUAGGGAAAUGAAAGGAAAGAAAAGCAAAAAGAUUUCUCUGAAAUAUACGGCAGCAAGACUACACGAAAAAGGAGUUCUACUGGAAAUUGAGGACCUGCAAGUGAAUCAGUUUAAAAAUGUUAUCUUUGAAAUCAGUCCAACAGAAGAAGUUGGAGACUUUGAAGUGAAAGCCAAAUUCAUGGGAGUUCAAAUGGAGACCUUUAUGUUACAUUACCAGGACCUACUGCAGCUACAAUAUGAAGGCGUCGCAGUCAUGAAAUUAUUUGACAGAGCUAAGGUAAAUGUCAACCUUCUGAUCUUCCUUCUCAACAAGAAGUUCUACGGGAAGUAAUUGAUCAUUUGCUGCCGGCCGGGGAGGAGGAAGGAAAGCAGCGCCCACAGCGGCCUGUCUGGGCUCCUCCUUCACUCCCUGGGAGCAAAGACCCAGCCGGCAGCGAUGCCUCCGUCUGCUGCACUCCUGACGCCACACUGUUAACUGCUCUGCUCUGACCGGACAUUCGUUGUCCUUUCUUCAUAGUGAAACUUUGUUUCAGGCUUAGUCUGACCUUUCUGGAUCCUUCAUUUUCUUCCAUCACUUAGGAAAGUGUGGAACCUCCAGUAAAAUCUCUCUGUUGUUACAGUCUUAGAGGUUGCAUUGCUGUAUCGUAAGCUUUAAUGUUUGUUUUAAUUAGCGGUGGGGACAGUAGGACUUGAGUUCUUGUUAUUCAGAAGGGGAACUGUUAGCACCAGUAACACACAUACAUAUGAGAUACACAGCUAAAAGGCCAAGUUAUCAACACUUAGUAGGUUGUCAUUUAGAAGCGAAGUUUCUUUAUAUUUCUGUCCCAUCAGUAAGAUUGAAGUAUGUGGGGGAUCAUUGGUUCUUUUCUAUUCUGUUUGCCUUUAUGGGCAGGAGCUAAUGCAAGUCACUGUUUUGUCUUCAAAGGAAGCAUUUCUAGAAAAAAAGGAGAUACCAUUUUUAAAUUUCACCAUCAAAUCUCAGCAAUUCCAUUUGUGUGACUCCCUCACCAGUGGAAGAGGGAAUCUCACUGAUAAAAUCUGGCUGUUUCGGUAAAUUCAGAACGGGCUGAGGCACCCGCCCGUUCUUAUCGGUGCGCAGAGAUCGACUCAGUUCCCGGAGAUGGUCCUCUCCGUCCUCACAGCGGAGGAAUGGCUUAGCCCUGGCAUAGAAUGGAAUUGUUUUUUUAACUGUUUUAUAUCUUGAGCGCCUUAUUAAAGCAUAGAUUUAUUUCUUAAAAUGUGGGUAAUAGGAAUUUUAAAGAUUUAUAUAAUGCUACAAAAGCCUUUAGAAUACUCUUAAGAAAAGAGUUUUUUUAAAAAUUGGUUUAUCUGUAUAUCUGAACUCUUAAAACUUUUAUAGCUAAAACACUAGGAUUUAUCUACAGGGUUACAGAGAGAGUCCUGCCUUAAAUAGUCUAAAAUAAAACCAAACAAAACCAGCCAACCCACGUCACACUUGAGAUUAAAAUAAAUUUCCCCCAUUUCUUUCUCCUCUUUUGCUACCCACAUUAUGCCUUUAUUUUAUGAACCCCAGUUUGCUGGACCUAUUCAAAAAUAAUUCAUUUCUAAACAUUGAAUUUAGGAAGAUUUUGUUCAUGGAUAAAAAGUCAUGUAUACUUAUUUUUGAAAAAAAUGUUUAUCCAGGAAAAUAUAUUGAAAUCAUGCUACUGAGCCUCUAUUUCCUUUGAUGUUUUGGUUCAGUGUUCUUUUAUCAUAAAACUUAAUAUACAUUUAAAAAUUUACUGAUGUAUAUUUAAAGCCAAUAAAUUGUUUUGAUUAAUAACAAAGUGCUGCGUGUCCCUAUUACAAGUGCAGGUGCUGGAGAAGUUGCUGUGAGACCGUUUUCUCAGCCCCGUGGUGCAGUGCGCAGCGCAGGGGAGGGGCUCACCAGUACCUCGGUUUUUGUUGUAUUUUGGAAGACAGUUUUUUUAGUAAACAUUUUUCUCAGCUUAAAAGAAUAUGCUGUUACAACUAGCAUCACCUCAAAAACUGGGACCAACCAAGUGUGUCAACCCUGUUUCCUUAAAAGAGGGUAUCCGUCCCAAAGGCCACAUCCAGACAGACAAUAGUCAGCAAAGUUUGUAACUCCUUUAAUAAAACGAUUCAAUUAUUUGUAAGGAUUAUGGUUCCCUUAACAAGCAACUUCCACUGCAAAAUAGCACAAAAUGCACUUCAAGAAUGUUGAUGUGAUGACGACUCUAUAGAAUUACGAAGACCAUAGAGAAUCCCUAACUCAAGUUGUGGCGCUCAAACCACGUGGCUUCCAGAUUUUAUUUAUUAGCCGUAGUAUUCUUUGUCUCAUCUCUCCUUCUUUGACCUUCUCUUCAAGCAGCCAUCAUGACAUUUACCGUGAAUUUACUUCCUCCCGAGAGUUUGGACUGUGCUGCACACAAUUGCCUUUGUAUCUCUGUAUGAAAUAAAAGGUCAUUUGUUCA